AGACGGAGAGAGAGAAAGGGAUGCCCCAGAACGAUGGCAGCAGCCCCAGGCAGGCAGCCUGCACACUGUCACUCACUCUGGGCUUUCGGAAUUCCCAUCACUGUUUAUUCCUCCCCGAUCCCUCCAGGAGUCAGCAUCCUGCCAGCCUCACCAUGAAGCGGGCUCUGGCUCUGAUGGGCCUGGCCUUCCUGUGUGUGCUCCGGGCUGGGGCCGCUCAGCAGACGGUGGACGACGCCUGCUCCGUGCAGAUCCUCGUUCCCGGCCUCAAAGGGGAUGCUGGUGAGAAGGGGGACAAAGGCGCCCCAGGACGGCCCGGAAGAGUCGGCCCCACAGGAGAGAAAGGCGACGUGGGCGAUAAAGGACAGAAAGGCGGCGUGGGGCGCCACGGGAAGAUCGGCCCCAUCGGCUCCAAAGGUGAAAAAGGAGAUUCUGGUGACAUAGGACCCCCUGGCCCUAAUGGAGAACCAGGCAUCCCGUGCGAGUGCAGCCAGCUGAGAAAGGCCAUCGGGGAGAUGGACAACCAGGUCACCCAGCUCACAGCUGAGCUGAAGUUCAUAAAGAACGCCGUCGCCGGGGUGCGCGAGACAGAGCAGAAGAUGUACCUGCUGGUGAAGGAGGAGAAGCGCUACAUGGACGCACAGCUGGCCUGCCAGGGCCGGGGCGGCACGCUGAGCAUGCCCAAGGACGAGGCCGCCAAUGCGCUGCUGGCCGCCUACAUCACGCAGGCCGGCCUGGCUCGCGUCUUCAUCGGCAUCAACGACCUGGAGAGGGAGGGCGCAUUCGUCUACGCGGACCGCUCGCCCAUGCAGACCUUCAGCAAGUGGCGCAGCGGGGAACCCAACAAUGCCUAUGAUGAGGAGGACUGCGUGGAGCUGGUGGCCUCAGGGGGCUGGAACGACGUGGCCUGCCACCUCACCAUGCACUUCCUCUGCGAGUUUGACAAGGAGCACGUGUAGGGGGCCCCUGCAUCUCCAGGGUCUGAAAGGAAAAACAGUGCUUCUGGGUAUUAUUCCUGAAGAACCUAACGUUUUACAACUUGUAGCCAGAAUGUUUGUUAUGUAAUUAUUACUCAGAAUUGCUCUUGGCUUUGUCCAAAGUAUAAAAUGACGUCUUUAAAUAUUACAACAGUUAAGUGCGAACAAUGGUAGUGAGGUCUUAAAGGACUAUGUGUGGAAAAGCAUCCUCUUAAAUUUAUCAUGCAUCUGUAAAUUAUAUUAAAAUAUAAGUUCCUUUUCUUUAUUAAUCAAGUAGAGACAAUUUUGCUUUGCUGCAAACCCAGAUUUCAAGAACAAGAAAAAUAAAGACUCUAAUCUGAUGAUUGAA
This is a messenger RNA of Odocoileus virginianus texanus, 1323 nucleotides long. The record is from RefSeq and is a predicted model, not a curated record. NCBI's taxonomy places the organism in Eukaryota, Metazoa, Chordata, Mammalia, Artiodactyla, Cervidae.